This is a messenger RNA of Anthonomus grandis grandis, 929 nucleotides long. Its product is annotated as ubiquitin-conjugating enzyme E2 W. Bases 172 to 627 code for a protein of 151 amino acids. Lineage: Eukaryota; Metazoa; Arthropoda; Insecta; Coleoptera; Curculionidae. The record is from RefSeq and is a predicted model, not a curated record. The transcript has 6 exons.
UGUCAAAGUCAUUCCCGACAUUGUCCUUGUCAACAACAAAAGUAGUACUAUAUUUUGUUUUUUCGCCUCAAAAAACGUUAUUAAAUCGCAAAAAAGAUGCUGUAAUGUCCGUUUAGCUAAAAAAACAAACAAUAAAGAAGCACCUUAUGCUUGACGCGGACCUCUCCAGCGAUGUCUCCCUCUGAGAAAAGGUUACAAAAAGAACUGAUGUCCCUGGUAAAAGACCCGCCGCCAGGGGUGUCCGUGGACGCGGACCAAGCCGAACAGAAUCUCUCCUUAUGGACUAUUCAUAUGGACGGUGCCCCCGGCACCCUCUAUGAGGGCGAACGCUUUCAAUUACAGUUUAAAUUUAGUAGUAAAUAUCCCUUUGAUUCACCAGAGGUCACAUUUACCGGGGCUAACAUCCCAGUGCACCCUCACAUAUACAGUAACGGGCACAUAUGCUUAUCGAUUUUAACGGACGACUGGUCUCCCGCACUGUCAGUGCAGUCUGUGUGUCUUUCCAUUAUUUCCAUGCUCAGUAGUUGCAAGGAAAAGCAAAGGCCCCCUGAUAAUGCCUUCUAUGUGAAGACAUGCAAUAAAAACCCAAAGAAGACAAAGUGGUGGUACCAUGAUGAUUCGGUCUAGUGCAAGGAAAUCUUACUAUAUAUUAUUAUAUAGCUAUUUUUUUAAUAAACUGGUUACUUUUAGUACUUAGCAAGUGAUGAUUUUUACAAAGGGGGUGGGAGGGAGGUUGUCAUAUAUUAUCCCAGAAAUUUUAUUUAAAUUAGUCUGUGAUACAUACGCAAGUCUUGUUUAUUAUUUUUCAAAUUGGGGCCUAAGGCGUGGAUAGCUCAGACUGCCUUUAUCCAGUAAGUAGGUGUGACCUUAGAGGAUUUUUUUUUCUUUUUUGAACGUGUUGUUAUUGUAAUAUAAAUUAUUGUACCUGU